Messenger RNA from Spea bombifrons (plains spadefoot toad), 897 nucleotides. It is a transcript of the gene TNFAIP8, whose product is annotated as TNF alpha induced protein 8. Gene Ontology annotation, molecular function: cysteine-type endopeptidase inhibitor activity involved in apoptotic process. Gene Ontology annotation, biological process: regulation of apoptotic process. Lineage: Eukaryota; Metazoa; Chordata; Amphibia; Anura; Pelobatidae. The coding region runs from base 195 to 764 and encodes 189 amino acids. The transcript has 3 exons. Gene Ontology annotation, cellular component: cytoplasm. The record is from RefSeq and is a predicted model, not a curated record.
GUGAGUCCACAGUUCACCGCUGACCGUGGGACCGGUGCCGUGUCUGUGUGCUGUCCGUGGGACCGGUGCCGUGUCCUGACCGUGGGUUGCACACAUUACCUGCACUUGGAGUUAGGGGGCAUCUCCGACCUGCCCCCCUUUAUCCCAUUCACUGCAGAGACGGGACCCUUACUAGAGCCGGGAGUUGACUAAGAAUGGCGACUGAUGUCUUCAACUCCAAAUACCUGGCUGUCCAGGCCCAAAAGAAGAUACUUGGCAAGAUGGCUUCAUCUAAAUACAUUGCAACAACCUUCAUCGAUGACACAAGUGGAGAAGUAUUAGAUGAUCUUUAUCGAAUGACAAAGGAAUAUACCCACAGCAAGAAAGAUGCUGAGAAAAUUAUUAAAAACCUCAUCAAAAUAGUGAUAAAAUUAGCAGUUUUAUACAGAAAUAACCAAUUUAACCAGGAGGAAAUUGCAACAAUGGAAAAAUUCAAGAGGAAAGUCCACCAGCUGGCCAUGACUGUGGUGAGCUUCCAUCAAGUGGAGUUUACUUUUGACCGCAAUGUGCUGUCCAAAUUGUUGAAUGAGUGCCGUGAGCUCCUCCAUCAAGUUAUUCAGCGUCACCUUACAGCAAAGUCUCAUGGACGUGUCAAUAAUGUGUUUGACCACUUUUCAGAUUGUGAUUUUUUGGCUGCUUUGUAUAAUCCAUAUGGACCUUACAAAAACCACCUCCAAAGACUCUGUGAUGGUGUCAACAAAAUGUUGGAUGAAGACAAUAUUUAAGCACUUGAAUGAUGUACCGUGGCCUUAAUGUUCUUUGCUCAGAAUAACAGUAACUUAAGGAAAAAGAGGACCAUCCAAACUUGGUAUUUUAGUUGCUACAAAAGAUUAAACUUGAAGCGGUCCUUCUCAUGCU